UUUAAAUAUAGUUUAGAAUGGAAGAAGAAAAUAACCUCCAGUUGACUGCUGAUUCAUUGAAAUGUCUUGAAGAAUUUGUCAAUAUGGCAAAAGACUACAGUAAUCCUUGCGAGCUCAAACCUAAGGAAAAGUUCAAUUCGGGAUUAUUUGCCCGCACAUAUACUCUCCUGUAUGAUAACGAAGCAGCUUCAGGAGCGUUCCAUAACUAUUGUUGCAGUGCAAUAGAGGGAUUUAUCAAGACCCAUUUUAGCUAUUUGGAGCAAAGAGAUAGUAAAGAAAUCCUUGAGAAAUUUCUAGAGACGUUUAAAUCCUUCUCUACCUUCUCAAGACUCUGGAGUAACGCCCUAGCCCAUGUGGAUAACAUGUACAUUAGGUUUUUAAAUCGUGGUAAAACUACCACAGUCAAGUCGAUGGAGUUGUUUAAUACCCUGAUCUUUGAGAAGUUCAGUGGCUUUAUUGUGGAAAAUCUCAUCAAUGCUAUCAACGAACUAAGAGAGUCUGAAUCGGUUCGAACUGACAUGAUCAGAGAUGUUAUUAGCAUAUUCAUUACUUGUGGCACCAGAAAUCCUAUAACUUUGAUAGGCGAUGAUGAAAAUACCACCAAAUGGGGUGGAGAAGUAGACCUGAGGCUUUACAAAGAAGAAUUCUUAAAACCAUUUCUUUCAAGAACCCGCCUUUAUUAUACAAAUAAAUUUGCCGAGCUUUGGAAGACUUGAGAUUUUCUAGAAUUUAUUCAUGAGUUCAGAAGAAUUCAAAUAAAGGAAAGAUACAUUGUAGAAAGCAUUUUGGAUAAGAGUUCUCAUUGUGAAGUUAUGACAGAGCUCCUCUUCAUUGUGUCCAAAAAUGAGUUCAUUAAGACCCAGAUUAGACAAGAAGCAUCUAACUUAAGACAGCUGAUCUUUGAUCAGAAGUUUGUAGAGAUUGAAGACAUUAUUCAAUUUUGCCAGGAAAUUUCAGUUGGUAUCAAAGAACUUUCUAGUGAAUUGAGACUCAUGAUAACCAGUGAUCUAGAAAAAGUGUUUAAUGACAAUAAUGAUUCAAAUGAUUCAGUCAAUCUAACAGACGCUUUAGUCAAUUAUCGCUUCCAGAUCCACCAAUUUAUUGAAGAGAAGCUACUUGGUGCUAAAUUUUUCCUAAAGGCGAAGCAGAGUUGCUUCGAAGAAAAAUUGAGAUCCUGCUACAAGACUGAAUGGCUGGCUAGUUACUGUGAUAAUUUCUUCACAAAAGAAGUGAAGAAGUAUGACGAUAUGGAGAUCACCAUGCAUUUAGAGAACAUUAUUGACCUCUUGAAGCUUAUUGAUGACAGAGAACACUUCCUUGCUUACUACUUUUACUACCAGUAUAAUAGAAUGCUUGCACAGACUUACUCUAACUAUUAUGCCGAGAGGGAGAUGGUCGACAAACUUACUGAACAACUUGGAGAAACUAGCAUGAAGAGGAUCAGUAAGCUACUUAUCGAUAUUGAGCUUUCGCAGGAUUUACAAGAUGAGUUUUGAAAAUCUGAGAUUUGUGAAGAUGCACUCCCAUUUGAUAUGUCGACCGUUGUCCUCUCUUCUACUAUUUUAGAGAAAGCACAAGAAAGAUAUCAAGAUGAAUGAUUAGUGAUUCCAACCGAACUAGAACUAUGCAAGAAAGUUUAUGAACAUUUCUAUAAAUCAAAAUAUAGCCAAAGAAAGUUACAAUGGAUCUAUACCAGAGGAGAAAUUGUGAUGGAGACUAAGUUCACUCCCCACCCAUAUACGCUGAAUGUUAACUGCUAUCAAGCAUCUAUCCUAUGCCAAUUUGAAGCCCAUGAAUCACUCACAGUUGAGGAACUCCAGAGGUUAACAUUUAUGGAUAGAAGUGUUCUGGUAAAGCAAUUGAAGCAUCUAUGUAAUCCAAAGAAAAACCUUCUUUGUUCGAAGUAUAAAAGUCAUCCUCUGUUUCUUGACCCAGACAUUAUUACACUAAAUUUGAAGUUCAGCCAUCCGCUGUUGAAGAUCAAUUACAUCCCUAAAAUUGGACCUAAGAUCAAGGAGAACAAGCAAGAAAUUCAUGAAGAAGUGAAACCUCUGAAGGAAGAGCUAGAGAUGGCAGAUAUCAAGCAGACCAAGGCUUUGAUUGUCCAUAUGAUGAAGAAGCGUAAGGUAAUGCAUCAGAAAGACAUCGUUUACAAAAUGAUGAGAAAGAGAGCCAAACUCAGAAGAAGCGAGAAGAUGAUUUUAGGAUGCAUUGAACAAUUGGCAGAAGCUGAAUAUAUGGCCUACAUGGACGAGUCGAGGGAGAAUUAUAAAUAUAUGCCAUAA
Messenger RNA from Moneuplotes crassus, 2285 nucleotides. Lineage: Eukaryota; Ciliophora; Spirotrichea; Euplotida; Euplotidae. The record is from the annotation of a GenBank genome assembly.